Messenger RNA from Bursaphelenchus xylophilus (pine wood nematode), 2110 nucleotides. NCBI's taxonomy places the organism in Eukaryota, Metazoa, Nematoda, Chromadorea, Rhabditida, Aphelenchoididae. The record is from the annotation of a GenBank genome assembly.
AUGCUGGUCAUCCUGACCGUAAUGCCCGACUGCCGCUCAAACAUGCCGCAUGACAUGCUGAGCGUCUUCAGCAUUCAAUUCGCAGUCGUUUUGGUCCUACUUUUCGUCAAUACGAUCGCGCUAUCGUACACGUUAGCGGCCGAGAACAGCGUUUUCAUCAACGAUUCCAUUACGGACUCGCCGGGCUACGUGUUCAUCUUUUGCAUGACCGCCAUCGCAACGCUACAACUUUAUUUGUCAUGUCGGCGAAUCAUGGAAUAUGCUUUCCCUUUGGUUGCGUAAGCAAUUACAAUUUUUGACCAUGGCUAAUAUUAUGUUUAGGCAAAAAAUCCCAAUUCGAACCAUUUGUUUCUUCGUCAUGCUGUGCGCAUUUCUACUCUCGGCCAAGCGUUUUGUCAACAUUGUGUUUUAUAAGCGGUAAGGAAAAAAUUUUCAGUCUUGAAACCCUCUUUUUCAAACUAAAAGACAAUACUUUAUGCGCUUUAUUUACAGUGGGGGACCUGAUCCAGUGGCAAAAAACGUACCAUUUUACAUCCGGAAAGUAUCAAAAGUGUGGCAAAAUGCUUCCCCCUCCAAGUGAAAAAGCUUCUUUUUUACCACAAAAAAGCGGGCGCGCUUUUGAAAUCUGAGUUUUUUCACUUGGAGAGGGAGGUAUUUUGCCACAUUUUUGAUACUUCCUGGAUGCAAAAUGGUACGUUUUUUGCCACUGCACGUCAAACUGAGCUAAGCUAAGACAGUCCGGUGAAGGGAUUGGCAAUUUGCCAAAAAAAGACGCGAAAAAACGUUUUGUCGCGGAAGAAAUGGGGGAACUUUCGGGGCGAGAGAGUACGUUUUUGCGUGUCUUUUUUCUCUCUUUCUCUGCGAAAUCAAGACGAAGUGUAAAAAACCGAUAGCGAAGAGUAUAUUCCGGUCACCGGACUCCUCAGUUUGACGUGCACUGGAUCAGGUCUCCCACUGUAAAUCUAGCGUACAACGUAUAGUCUUUUAGUUUGAAAAAGAGGAUUUCAACACAAGAACUUUUAAUUUCAAUCCCGUUUAGAACCCUCAACUACAAGAUCGAAGGUCUCCGUUGGAUGUACAACCAGCCCAGCAGUGAAGAGAACUUCUCGCUGGCGGCGGCCAUCGGAUUCUCCGUCUUCUUCCUGGUAAUUUUAUACGUGGUUGGGGCUUUCAUGAUCGUGAGCCGCUUCUUCGACAAGCAUACGAACAAUGCCGAGAAGAAGGAUCUGCGCGGCGAUCUGAUCUGGAUAUCAGCUUGUCUGGUUAUGGACCUUCUUUUCGCCCUUCUAAUAUUAUACUCGCAUUUUGCCGCCGUCCCAUCCAAAUUUUUACAUUUGCCGAUUACCCCGCAGUUCUACGCUGGAUGGAUUCAGAGCUAUUUGUUGCCGAUUUGGCCAGUAGUCAGCACCUUCAUCGGCGAGGACUCGCUAAGACAGGUAAGGGGAUAUUUGACCGCUAUAAUUAUAUUACACUUGAUAGUAAACUACGAUGAUACAGUGGCGGGCCUGAUCCAGUGGCAAAAAAGGUACCAUCUUGCAUUUGGGAAGUACCAAAAACGCAGCAAAAUACCUCCCUCUCCAAGUGAAAAACUCCAAUUUCAAAAGUGCGCCAGCUCUUUUUAUGACGCGCUCUUCAUAAUGGAGUUUUUACAGUUGGAGAUUGAGGUAUUUGGCAGCGUUUUUGAUACUUCCCGGAUGCAAAAUGGUACGUUUUUUGCCACUAGAUCAGAUCCCCCACUGUAUCAUAAUAGUUUACUAUCAAGUGUAAUAUAAUUAUAACUCAAAACCCUUCGAUCAUCAUAGACGGUUGAAAUUGCAAUUUUCUCACCCAAACCCUUAGGCAAUAACAUUCACAUCAUCUUUUCCGAAGUUAGAAAGUAAUCCGACACUCGCGAAAACAUUCUCCACAUGCACCUAUACUAAACCCAAGACCUAUCCAAUUUCAGGCGCUUCGCUUUCGAACCGGCAUCUUCAUGUCUGGCGAGCCGCCGCUCAGUCCGAGCAUGCCGCGAAGAAGUUUGGUCCGCGAAAGCCGGCAGUUCAGCACCAUCCCCGUCUUCAUGAAGCACUCGCUGGAGAAAAGGGACUCCGAGAUGAGGGAUUCCGCCUAA